Molecule: messenger RNA, 1093 nt
Organism: Clarias gariepinus (North African catfish)
Lineage: Eukaryota; Metazoa; Chordata; Actinopteri; Siluriformes; Clariidae
Product: protein mono-ADP-ribosyltransferase PARP11-like
Exons: 8
Coding region: 1-936 (311 amino acids)
Molecular function (GO): NAD+ poly-ADP-ribosyltransferase activity
Source: RefSeq, a predicted model, not a curated record
AUGUUGGCUGGUUAUGGUGGACAGGAUUAUGACACUAACCCUAGGAACGCUUACAAUUAUCCUUGGUACUGGUUCUAUGAAGCAGAGAGUGGCGUUUGGCACAGAACUGAGGAUGAUCCAGUGAUCCCCAUCAGCAGUUCAGAACUGGAAAUGGUUUUUGCUAAAAACCCAUAUGGAGUUAUUAACAUCAACACAGCAACAGAGAUCUUCAAAAUUAAUUUUUCUGGGUUCCUAAAGACCAACCUAAGGACAGGACAGGCACAAAAAUUAAAAUGUUCUUUAUUCAUUAAUCAUAAGAUUAGAUGCAAAUCUUUAGACGAGGCUCCAUCUGUACCUGCUCACUGGGAGAAGAUGGACGCUAAAGCACCUUAUAAGGCUUUUACUGUGGACAGGCAAACAAGUGAGUUUAAGAAGGUAGAAAGGUAUGUGCAAGAAAUUGGUUUUCUGUGGGAACCUCUGAAAUGUAUCUACAGAAUACAGAAUGUUGACCUCUGGGAGCUGUACUGUAGGAAAAAAUCCCAGCUGAAUAGAAUAAAAGGUCAGUCACACAUUGAAGAACGAUUGCUCUUCCAUGGCACAGGCAUAACCAAUGUGGAUAGUCUUUUCUUGUACAAUUUUGACUGCAGAAUAUCUGAGUCAGUAAGAUCUGGUCACCUCUAUGGCAAAGGUACAUACUUUUCCAUACAUGCAUCCUACUCAGACAACAACAGCAAGGACCGAAGCCAGGGACACAGAAAUGGGACACGAAUAAUGUUCCUUGCUCGUGUCAUUGUUGGGAAUAACAGAAUUGGGCAACCGGGUUUCUGUAAACCUGAUGGUGAUCAAAUUGAAAAUAUACAUGACAGCUGUGUCGACAAUACUUUAUAUCCCAAAACUUUUGUUAUCUUUAAUUCUAACCAGAUAUAUCCGAAGUACGUGCUGGAGUAUGGUGGGUAAUAGAGUGAAAAAAUAUUCAUGGAAGACACAGAAACAUUACUGGUUUAUUUUUGGAUAUACAGUACAUAUGUAGAAGGGUCACAGGGACCUGGAGCCUUUACCAGGAGACUUAGGGCACGAGGCAGGGUACACCCUUUACAGGGUGCCAAUCCAUCAC